Messenger RNA from Durio zibethinus, 2072 nucleotides. Its product is annotated as putative pectate lyase 8. NCBI's taxonomy places the organism in Eukaryota, Viridiplantae, Streptophyta, Magnoliopsida, Malvales, Malvaceae. Gene Ontology annotation, molecular function: pectate lyase activity. The record is from RefSeq and is a predicted model, not a curated record.
UUUCUUUCCUCCUUCCAUUUCUUCCAAACAGGGAAAAUUAAACAUAUUCAGUACUGUAACAUAGAGAGAGAGAGAGAGUCAGCAAUGGGGGUUUCUCGGAGAUUCAUCUCUUUGUUUGCAUUGCUACUUAUCAUGUUGUUCGUUUGUGUCAAGGCCUCAACACAGAAAACAGAGCGGAAUUCAAGGCUUGCUGAAGAAAACAAGUUGCAGGGCUUGAAGAACACAUCAAUGGCAGACGGGUUUGGUGAUGAUAAAUGGAUAAAUGAGCACGCAGCUGACAAUCCUGAGGAAAUUGCAUCUAUGGUUGAUAUCACCAUAAGAAAUAGCACGGAAAGGAGAAAUUUGGGAUAUUUUUCAUGUGGAACAGGGAAUCCAAUCGACGAUUGCUGGCGGUGUGACCGGCGUUGGUAUCUUAGGCGAAAGCGACUUGCAAACUGUGGCAUUGGCUUUGGACGCAAUGCCAUUGGUGGUCGUGAUGGAAGGUACUAUGUGGUAAGUAACCCUGGCGAUGAUGACCCUGUGAACCCCAAACCAGGCACCCUUCGUCAUGCUGUUAUCCAAGACAGGCCUCUUUGGAUCGUGUUCAAGCGUGACAUGGUGAUCACAUUGAAGCAAGAGCUUAUAAUGAACAGUUUUAAAACAAUUGAUGGUCGUGGUGCCGAUGUGCAUAUCGCUAAUGGGGCCUGCAUCACCAUCCAGUUUGUCACAAAUAUUAUCAUCCAUGGAGUCUACAUUCAUGACUGUAAGCCCACCGGCAAUGCCAUGGUUCGAAGCUCCCCAUCUCAUUACGGAUGGAGAACCAUGGCUGAUGGGGAUGGCAUUUCGAUUUUUGGAUCAAGCCACAUCUGGAUUGACCAUAAUUCACUGUCGAAUUGUGCGGAUGGACUUAUUGAUGCUAUAAUGGGUUCCACUGCAAUUACCAUCUCAAACAACUACUUCACCCAUCACAAUGAGGUUAUGCUGUUGGGACAUAGUGACUCUUACGUAAGAGACAAGCAGAUGCAAGUGACCAUUGCUUAUAAUCAUUUUGGUGAGGGUCUUGUCCAGAGAAUGCCAAGGUGUAGACAUGGAUAUUUCCAUGUAGUGAACAAUGACUACACAAAAUGGGAGAUGUAUGCCAUUGGUGGAAGUGCUAAUCCCACCAUUAACAGCCAGGGCAACCGCUACCUUGCCCCUGUUAACCCCUUUGCUAAGGAGGUUACAAAGAGAGUGGCCACAGAUAAUGGUCAAUGGAGACAUUGGAAUUGGAGGUCAGAAGGAGACCUGUUUUUAAAUGGAGCGUAUUUUACUCCAUCAGGAGCUGGAGCAGCGGCCAGCUAUGCCAAGGCCUCGAGCUUAGGGGCCAAAUCCUCUUCCUUCGUUGGCACCAUUACUUCAAAUGCAGGUGCCCUUUCCUGCCGCCAUGGCCGCAUCUGUUAAUUCUCAAAUUAGUCUCCUCCUCGCUAUCCACCACAACCCAAAAUCGAAGAUGAAAAAUAACUCACUUUUCUUCCCAUAUAUAUCAGUUUAUAUAGUAGUAUUCCCUGAGUUUUCAACCCUAUAUAAUCUGCUUCACCUCUAUGACAAGUGUACAAAAUUUUUAGAUAUUGUCCUGUUUCUCACCCUCGUAUACGAUCAUUUCACUUGUCAUAAAUACCAUUGAUCGACCUCGGCCUGCUUGGGGUGCCGUAGUGUUGUUCUCUUCUAUAUUGCUUCUCUUUGUAAUUAUUAUUUCCCUUAGCGGUUUCCCCUGUUUUUGUACUUUUGUCCUAGUAUCCUCUCCUAUGUUUAAUUAGUUAGCACAUAAAUAGGACAUGGAUGCAGAAUUAUGUUGUGAGCAUAGCUUUUGGAUUAUAUACAAUUUAAUGUUUCAUAUGGUUCACAUUGCUUGCCUGUAAGGGAAGACGGCUCAAGGCAUGUGCAGUAGCACUUUCUUGCCAACUUGUUUACAUUAAGGAUUAGGGUUUAGGCCAUGAACCUAUUGAACUGAGAAAAAAGUGGAAAGAAGAAGAGUUAAAGCUGAAUUAAUCUUUUAGUCCAAAAUUUUCAUCUGACUUUGAAAUUCCUUUGAAUGAAAGAAGGUUUAUGCAAAA